CCUUGGAGCUUCAGAUGUUUCCCUAUUGUUGUUUUUCCUCCUCCGCCAUCAUGGAUCUUUCACUCUUCAAAAGAGGAUUUAUGAUAUUUAUCAGGGCAGUUUCUCUCUCUGACCUCCUUCAACUGAAUUUCUAAAAACUCCUUCAGUAUGCUGGACCAUCCUUCACCUCCUCGUCAGCUCCUCUUCCUUUGCCUCCUGUUGCUGCUGUGUGGUGUGAAUAAAGCUGCCUGUUCUCUUGGAGAGGGCAGGAGGGUUUGGCAACACCCCAAGCCGGACCCCGUCAUCAAAGAGCAGUCUUUUCUUCAUGACAACUUCCCUUCAGGAUUCCUCUGGGGCACGGGAACAUCUGCCUUCCAGACUGAGGGAGCCUGGGAUCAGGAGGGGAAAGGCCCCUCCAUCUGGGACCAUUUCACCCACUCCAAUGUUGGAACAGCUGAUGCUGCAAAUGUGGCAAGUGACAGCUACGCUCACUGGAAAGAAGAUGUGGAGGCGCUGGAGUAUCUGGGGGUAAAAUCAUACUCUUUCUCUCUCUCCUGGCCAAGACUGUUCCCUGAGGGGGAUUUGAGUAAUCAGCCCAACACAGCAGCUGUGGAUCAUUACAGCCGCCUCAUACAGAAGCUUCUGGAAAAGAGAAUUGAGCCCAUUGUCACUCUCCAUCACUGGGACCUGCCACAAGUCCUACAGGAGCGCUAUGGCGGCUGGAGAAACGAGAAUGUGGUGGGGCUGUUUGAGGAGUAUGCAGCUUUUUGUUUCCAGACGUUUGGGAAUCGUGUGAAGCUCUGGCUCACGAUGCAUAACCCAUAUCUGGUGGCUGUGCAGGGGUAUGGGACAGGUGUGCACGCUCCUGGAGAAACAGGAGGGGCUGCUGGCUCUCUGAUUGUGGCCCACAACAUGAUCAGGGCACAUGCCAGAGCAUGGCACACCUACAACACCCACUUCCGUCCAACCCAGAGGGGUCGAGUAUCCAUUGUUUUGGGAUCUCACUGGGUUGAGCCUCAAAGAGGAAAAUCCACUGCUGAUAAUGUCGAGUUUUGUCAGCAGUCCAUCGAGGCCGUCCUCGGCUGGUUCGCCAACCCCAUAUUUGGUGAUGGCGACUACCCACCCUCUUUCAAAAGCAAACAUGGAGCCCUCCUGCCCUCUUUUUCUCCCGAAGAGAAGAUCUGGGUGCAGAAAACAGCUGACUUUUUUGCUUUGUCCUUUGGGCCUAACAACUUCCGUCUGGGUCGAGGACUCGUGCAGUACGGGCAGACUGUGACCCCGGACCUUCGGCGAAUUCUGGGCUGGAUAAAGCUGGAGUAUGGGGACCUGAGGGUGAUGGUUGCUGAGGGAGGAUGGUUUUCAGAUGCCAGUGUGGGAAGAGAGGACACCGUGGCCAUUUACUUAAUGAAGAGAUUUAUCAACCAGGUUCUGCAAGCUAUCAAACUGGAUGGUGUGAAGGUGAUUGGGUACUCUGCCUGGUCAUUGGUGGAUGGAUAUGAGUGGAAUUAUGGCUUCAAUGUGAGGCGAGGCCUUUUCUACAUUGACUUCAGCCAACCAAACCGAACAAGGACUCCCAAAACGUCUGCUCAGUACUACAAACAUGUUAUCACUGACAAUGGCUUUCCCAGAGAUGAAACCUCCAAAGAGAUAAAAGGCCGUUUCCCCUGUGAGUUUCACUGGGGAAUCGCUGACUCCACUUUACAGGUCCACUUCUUCCCUUUCUCACCACAGUUUACUGACCCACAUCUGUACAGCUGGAACUUGACAGGAGACAAUUCAUUACGUCCAAUCCCUGGGGUGAUGAUGCCAACCAGACCAGCCCUGUGCAGUGACUAUUUAGCUAUUCGUGGUCAUGUUCGCCUUUUUGCUACCACAGAGGCAUCUCACUACCGCUUUGCCCUCAACUGGUCUCUGAUAUUACCCCAGGGAGAUGUUUCCCAUGUGAACAAUGAAGCUCUGAGAUACUACCGCUGUGUCCUGACUGAGCUGAAGAAGCUAGACCUUAAGGCUGUCGUGAUCCUCUACUACCCCACACACAAAGCUCCAAAUCUGGGUUUGCCUGGGCCUCUACAUGCCUCUGGUGGCUGGCUCAACCAAAGCACAGUAGAGGCCUUUCAGGAAUACGCAGCUCUGUGCUACCAGCAGCUUGGGUCCUGGAUUCCUUACUGGAUCACCAUCAAUGAGCCGAACAGACUAGUUGAUGUCCAUCCCAGUAACAAAGAGAAGCAUCAGGCAGCUCAUAACCUGCUGCUGGCCCAUGCAAAAGCAUGGAGACUCUAUGAGAGGGAAUAUUCAAGUCAACAAGGAGCAAAGGUGUCUCUGGCUUUACAUGCUGACUGGGUCGAACCUGCAAACUCCUUCCUAGACUCACAUUCAGAAGCAGCACAAAGAUUCCUUUUGUUUGAGCUUGGUCGCUUCUUAGACCCUCUGCUGGGGGCUAAUAAUGAGGAGGAGCAUCACAAGGGGGACUACCCACGGGAAAUAAGAGCCUACCUGGAGGAGAGAGCCCGAGUGAUGGACCUCCCUGAAUCAGCUCUCCCGAGUUUUACUGAGAGUGAGAGAGAGGAGGUGAAAGGGGCGUUAGGUUUUAUUGCACUGAACCAUUUUACCACCCGUUUGGUUUCUCCAUAUCCCCAGACACAGGCAAAUAUUCAUCACAAACAACCCCCUGAUCAUAACUGCAUGACUCUUUCUGAUCCCACUUGGCCCAACUCUGCUCUAGGGCAGGCUGUUGUACCCUGGGGCUUGAGGAAGAUCCUGAACUGGGUGAGCCAGAGAUACGGAAGGACUCUGCCUAUCAUUGUCACAGGCAGCGGGGUGGAUGACCAGGCUGCUAUGGAGGACAAACUCAGGCAACACUUCCUCAGGAGUUACCUGCAGGAGGCUCUUAAAGCUCAUCAUUUAGAUGGAGUAAAUCUGCAGGGCUUCUAUUUGUGGAAACUGCAAGACCGGCAUGUCCCUCAGUUUGGACUCUUCACCUCGACUCAGCACCACUCCAAAGCCAAAGCCUCCCUCGCUGUUUACAAAGACCUCAUCACUAGAGGAGGAUUCCCUGAAGAUAACAGCACAAAGACCUGCAGGCUCAGUGAGCUGCACGAACCCUGCUCCUUCUGCUCAUGGAUGUUUGACAACAAAGCCAUGCUGGUGUUUGGAGGCUGCCUUCUAAUAACAGCUGUUAUGUUUGUAGCACUUGUCAUCUUUGUCAUCAUCAGCAAGAGGAAGAAGAAAGUCCAGGGGACGAACAGGAUGAACAGGAGGUGGGAGGGAGUCUCUGUGUGCUCAUGUCCACCUAUGAAGAACAAACUGUAGAGAUGAUGAUAGCAGUGUGUGCAAAAACAGAAGUGAAAAACAGGGCAUAAAAAGAACAGAGGUGAUCGCUAAAGCUAUCUGCUCUUGUAUCUGUGCUUGUGAAGAAUGAGCAAUUUACUAAAAGUUAUUGUAAAGACCCGUCACCUACCCGUUUAAAUAUAACAAUAGCUAUUAAAAAUGAAGGUUUACUUAACAUUUGUAAAGCUACAACUAUAGAAUAUUUUAUGCGUUAACCUAAGCUGGUAAUGGACUACUUUAAUUUGAUUUAUCUCUGUUUUCUUUUCACAGAAGUUAACACUUUAUCAUGUAAGUUUACGCUGUAAAUACCUAGUAAUAUAUAAACUAUAGGCUGGAUAUCAAGUCGGAUGAAGGAACAGAUGCAUGGAAAAAAUGCCAAAAUAUUUAUAAGUCUUUGCUGACCAGCUGCGGUGCAGGUCAUCAACAUGCCUCUUCAAAGACAACAAGGACAUGCAAUGGCACAAUGGUCAGACUGGUCAAAAUGCACAUCAACAGGUUUUUGUCUAAUGAGGAGACUGUCGUGAUUGUUCAUUAUUAAAAUGCUGAUUUAUGCCCACAUUGUCCUUUUUUCAAAGUUUUUAACAGUUGAUUUGAUGGAAAAAGAGUGGAAAUAAUGUCAUGACUGACAACUCUUCUGACAAAUUCAUUCUCAACCAAAUGAGGAU
Molecule: messenger RNA, 3971 nt
Organism: Cheilinus undulatus (humphead wrasse)
Lineage: Eukaryota; Metazoa; Chordata; Actinopteri; Labriformes; Labridae
Gene: klb
Product: klotho beta
Exons: 6
Coding region: 148-3288 (1046 amino acids)
Biological process (GO): carbohydrate metabolic process; fibroblast growth factor receptor signaling pathway
Molecular function (GO): fibroblast growth factor receptor binding; hydrolase activity, hydrolyzing O-glycosyl compounds; fibroblast growth factor binding
Source: RefSeq, a predicted model, not a curated record